UUGUGACCGAAAGUGUUGUUUUCUUUCUGGAAAGCUGGUUUCGAAUUUCGAGCCCAUAGGGCUACAAUCUCUAAGAACUCGUUGUGUCCUGUGUGGCAUGCGCGACUUCGAAGUCGAGGGCGACCGUAACUUCUGAGUACUCGUUAGAGGCACGGAAUUUCAAUUUGGGCGAAAUUGGGUGUAUCGCGGCGCCGUCGUAUGAUGAAUUCUAUCGUCUGUUUUAGACCGGUGUUACGUUAACCCUAAUUCGCACGUCAUUCCGUGGCGUUCGGCAUUGUGACUUAAGACCUUUUGAAGUCCGAGUUUGUUGUCUGAUGCACACUCAGGAACUCCGUUUGGGCUCCUAGCGCGCAGUAUGUGGAGGUUCCUAUGCACAUCUGCAUCGCAGUCGUGUUUAAAGCUUUCGCCCUUUUCCCCAAGCUUGUGAAAAGUCCUGCAGGAGCUGGCUUAGGCGAGAGAGAGACUGACUGCUUCCUCUUCCGAUCCAGUAGUGGUUAAAUCUGGUAGUGUUGGCCUCUGCGACUCCGCAUUUAGAACGCAUACGGGCGAUCUAAUUACGCCACGGAUGUACCGUGAGAGGAUCCAUUGCGAGUAUGAUUCUUGAUUUGUUUUCUGAUACGUCUGGGUGUUUGCUGGCUCUUUUUAAAGGCUUAGUCACACUCGGACCUUGGUGGAACUCUGCGGUGAAGUUAGCAUGUGUGCUGACUCCCUCUUAAGGCUUAUUCAACUUAAGACCUUGAUAAAUUUUGUGGUAAACGGUUGUCCGCAGGUAGUGUGCGAACAAGCAAGAAGCUAGCCUUAUGUCAUAUGUACUCGCAACGCUAAGACUUGAUUGACGAGCUUGGAGUCAGAUGAGUCCAGGUCCGGCCGUAAAUGAGGUAAGAUACGAGUGAGUUAAAGCCAGUUGAGGAGCGGCAAUUGAGUUAGUGAUUAAGUUGAAAGUAGUGUUCGUUUGCGAGCUGGUCAAACUGUACGAGGAUAGAUGACAAUUAACGUCCUCAUUUGCACGAAUUCCACUUUUAUGGUGGGAUUCCCCGUAGUUGCGUUUUGCUCGUCACUUGCGCUGUUGUCUAUAUCUUUGGUCGUUGUCACCGUGACGGGCAGUGGUUAAACCGCUGGUACGCGCCCCCAGCCUUGCAGGAAGUUUUUGUCGCCACACGCAAAACUCUUAGGCGCCGCACGGUCAGGCCCGCUGUUGAGGAAAAAAAUUGGCGGCUCAAAAGUGGUGCGGGUUUCAUGCUGACAUCCGCGGGCCCAUAUGUGGUGUACUGGUGCUUUCAAAUGGGCGGAGUAUUGCCAUGUUAGGUCGAGCUAGUCGUGCACACCAGAAGGUGGAUGUGGAGUAUUGACUUGUUUGGGAAGUCGAGCCAGUCAUGCCCACCGGAAUGUGGCUGUCGUCCGUUUCUUGGAUUUCUGUCAGGCUUGGUUUAGUGAGUUUGAGGCGUAAGGAAAAAUGCGGGAGUUACCCUAACGGAAUGGUGGGUCUCGGUGAACAAUCAUAGGGCGGGAGGACUGGACACGGCGGUAGUUUGCUCUCUGUGGCAUACGGCGGAGGACUCUGCUGCACAAGUCAAUUGCUGGCGGAUGUGUUGUAAGCGAGUGACAGGGAACGAGUGGCGUCCGCACAGUUAUUAGAAUAUAUGGCAGUCACUCAGAGGUUAGAUUAACGAUUGAAGGCAUGGUGCAGUCAAGGAGUAAUCGAAAUGGAAGGUUGGUGAAGUGAAAUGUGUGCCAGUUCCGCAGAUGGUCUACGGGUAGCGGAGAUGGCAAAGUUGUGUCAAGUUGCAAUGCAACGAGUGGUGGAUAUUUCCAAGAAAGUGCUGGUAGGAACAGGUAGGUCCAGACGUCCUUUGCGGCAGCGACAUUGGCAAGUUUUAUUGGAUGGUAAUUUAGUGGUGGAAAUAUCUCAGGAGGUUGACUGCAGGAGAGAGGGGACUUGUCUGGGUGGACGUCUUGGUGAACUGUCGUGAAGGGAGGCGAGUGGGUGUGCACAUAAACUCGUUUUCAUCCGUGCGCGAGCAGUCAAUCGCACUGGGGACGAUUCACUGAUUUAUUGUUGGACUGCCAUGAUCUAGAGUGUCAAUGGACAUAGCGUGCUGUCAUUAUGCGAGCAUGAGGUGUCAAGAUGCAAUGCAACGAGUGGUGGAUAUUUCCAAGGAGGGUUGGUAGGAGUAGGUAGGUCCAGACGUCCUUUGCGGCAGCGACAUUGGCAAAUUUUAUUGGAUCGUAAUUAGUGGUGGAAACAUCUCAGGAGGUUGACUGCAGGAGAGAGGGGACUGUUGUCUGGGUGGACGUCUUCGUGAACUGUCAUGAAGGGAGUCGUGAAGGGAGGCGAGCAGGUGUGCACAUCAACUCGUUUUCAUCCGUGCACAAGCAAACAAUCGCACUCGGGAUGAUUCACUGAGGAACUGUUGGACUGCCAUGAGGUAGAGAGUUAAUGGACAGCGUGCUGUCAUUGUGUGAGCGUGAGGGGUUGCUAACGCGUCGGCCAACAAUGUCAACAUCGCAGUUUUUGCGCGCGUUGAUUGCGUGUGAGAGCUCAUUUGGGCAGUAGGCAACAGUGGGACCCGGCGAUAGACAAUGUAGGGACACGUGUGAGCAAACAGUAUUUUGCCGAAGUGGCCAUGUGGUUUCUGACGUUGAUGACGCACAAUGUAGGGACACGUGUGAGCAAACAGUAUUUUGCCGAAGUGGCCAUGUGUGGUUUCUGACGUUGAUGACGGAUGGCCUGAGUACAACGAUGGGAGUCGGUGGCUCCUUGCAGAGCGAAAAUAUUGUGAUCCGAGGCAGUGCGUCCUUCGAUGACGGAUUGCUGAGUAUGGCAGAAUAUUUCAGUGGGAGUGUGUACGCGUGGGCAAUUUUCAACUUUCUGCUUCGGCGAUGCAAAUUGUGGUCGUGUGUAGCCUUUGGCUUUUGCGGAGUACUCGCGAAAGUUAUGUUGAGGUGCUCUUCAUGGAAUGCGGUGGGGGACGGAUAACACGUUCAUGCCUACAAGCAAAGGGCAGUUCUGUAGCAAUAGGUGCAAAUAGUGGCCGUGCAUAGCCUCUGGCUUUGACGGAUUGCGGAGUACACCUGAAAGAGUUGGUGAGGUGCCCUUUCAGGCGAAGGGAAGUUCUAUAGCGAUAUCGUAGUUGUUAGCGGGAGUCUGCUUAGCUUGCUGCCGAAGGGAAGUUUUAUGCUCGUUGUCAUUCCCAGCAUUGGUGCAGUGGAGACGAGAAUACACUGGGAUUGUUUGAGUGUGUGACUUUUACGAAUGUGUUAGCACUCGCCAGCUCUGGUCAAUCAUAUACGGCAUUAUGAAAGAGUUGGUGAACCGAUGUUCACGGAGUGUGUGUGGGGGGCGAUAACACAUUUUCAUGACAAGUAAGCAAAGUGCAGUUCUGUAUUGGUGCCAUAAUGGUUAAUAUGGCUUGAUUGUCUAUCUCGCACGGAAGGAGCACUUAGCACAUCCGCACGAGCUACUUCUCUCCAAUAUAGCCGCAGUCCACACUAUGGUGGGUGCAUCCAAGCUUACUCGUCUCUCAUUAUCGUGAGUGCUCGUGUUUCCUAAGAUGCCGUAUGAGGUGUCUUACCGUGAUAGACUGCUGAUGUGAGCUUCAUGUCACUGGUAUGGGGCCUAGACAGGAGACUUUAUUACCUGCUCUGAGUCAGUAGGGGGUUAGUAUAGUUUCCAAAACUA
Chara braunii is the source of this 3679-nucleotide messenger RNA. The record is from the annotation of a GenBank genome assembly. NCBI's taxonomy places the organism in Eukaryota, Viridiplantae, Streptophyta, Charophyceae, Charales, Characeae.